Parasteatoda tepidariorum (common house spider) is the source of this 984-nucleotide messenger RNA. RefSeq names its product chymotrypsin-1. Lineage: Eukaryota; Metazoa; Arthropoda; Arachnida; Araneae; Theridiidae. Gene Ontology annotation, molecular function: serine-type endopeptidase activity. Gene Ontology annotation, biological process: proteolysis. The record is from RefSeq and is a predicted model, not a curated record.
GAGUAUUGAAUAGUAGAAGGAAGUACUUCUUCCACGUGAUUUUUAUAUAAAUAGGCUUCUUUUUUUUCUCCAAUUGCAUUACUUUCCAUGAUGUACUACAUUGUACAGAUAUUAGUUUUGAUUUUGCUCUCCAAAGUUCAAAAUGCCCGGUUUCAAGUGAUUCAAUUGGAAGAGGAGAAUGAUGUAGAAAAUUUCGAAGAAACAGAGAGAAUAGUCAAUGGAAGAACAGCAGGAAAAAAUGAAUUUCCAUUUUCGGUAGCCCUCUUCUAUCGUGAUCGAUAUGUGUGCACGGCAUCUAUCAUAUCAGAAAGAGAUGUUCUAACAGCAGGACACUGUGUUGUAUUCAACGGAAUUGUGCAGAAUCCUGAGGAUUUCAGUGGUGUUAUUGGCAACGUGAAUAAGGAAUCGGGAACGAGAAUUAAGUUCACGAAUGUAACGCCACAUCCUCAAUACGAUAAUCUCAUGAAUGACGUGGCUGUCCUGACCGCAGCAGAGCCCAUAAGGUACAGUGAUGGGGUGCGAGCUGUCUGUCUUUCAACAACGAAAAAGAACUUAUGCCUAAAACCGGUUACUUCAGCCGGUUGGGGAAUCACCACAAGAGACACAGACGUCACAGUUACUCCUGACAACCUGCAGUAUACCAAUCUGCGUGUUUACCCGAAUAAAAAGUGCGCUAAGCUCUACAAUACAAGAAAAGUGCCCGAUUCCAUUAUGUGCGCUGGAGCACUGAAUACUGGUCUUUGCUCAGGUGAUUCCGGAGGACCCCUGGUGAUGAAAAAGGGCAGAAAUGAUUAUGUGCAGGUGGGUGUAGCGUCAUUUGUCAAUCAGAUAUUCGGCUGUGCUCGUCUUCUGGGUCCUGCAGGUUUCUCAAGAGUUUCUCAUUACAUAGAUUUCAUCAUGAGUAAUGCCAAAGGAAAGGUCUGUCUCGAAUGAAGACAACGGGAAUUCAAAUUUAACUGAAUAAUAAAUUGCUUUUUCUUCCUA